AGCCUUUGUGAAUAUACAGGCGCUCAGAGGCGCGCAAAAUGACCGAAAGCGAGGUUUUAUGCGUGUCCUGAACAUGUCCUGAACCGCUCUCCGCUCUUGUUUAUUAUUGUUUUCGUUUUUCUUUUCUGUUUAUGUAUUAUGUGUCUUUCUGAUAAAAAAGUGUCGAUCUCGAAUGAGCCAUGGAUGAUGACGAUUAUAAAUACGUAAGAUAUCCAAGAGAAGCGACAAUUUUUGCAGCAAUUUGUGCGGUUUUAUUUUGUGUACUCGGUGUUUUAGGUAAUUUUGUGACUGUUUUGGCACUAAUCAAAUGUCCGAAACUUCGAAACCAUGCCACUACGGCUUUUGUGCUGUCUCUGUGCAUAUCCGAUCUGCUGUUUUGCACGAUAAAUUUGCCCCUAACGGCCGCAAGAUACAUUUACGAGAAAUGGAUUCUAGGAGACGCCCUUUGUCAGCUUUUCCCCGUUUUCUUUUAUGGGAACGUUGCCGUGUCAGUCUUGAACAUGGUCGCCAUCACAUUAAAUAGGUACGUUUUGAUCUCGUGCUACGAAUACUACAGCAAACUAUACUCGAAAAUAUCCAUAUGUAUGCAGCUGCUUUGUACCUGGGGCAUAGCCUUCCUGAUAAUGUUGCCGCCUCUACUAGGAAUUUGGGGUCAGCUGGGUUUGGAUCCUUCCACUUUUUCUUGCACCAUCCUAGAAAAAGACGGAAAGUCUCCGAAGAAAGUAAUUUUUUUGAUUGGAUUUGCCCUUCCCUGCAUCAUCAUUAUUUUGGCUUACUCCUGUAUCUACUGCAGCGUAAGAAGCUCCAAAAUCAAACUCAGGUCCCACCAGCCUAUGACAGACGCACGGACAUCUCGAAGAGAGAAAGAUGACAGCAGAUUAACGAAGCUGAUGGCGCUCAUUUUCCUAUGUUUCUUGUUCUGUUUUUUGCCUUUAAUGUUAGUAAACGUAUUCGACGACAGUAUUCAGUACCCUGUAUUCCACGUACUAGCCUCAGUACUAGCUUGGGCUUCUAGCGUUAUAAAUCCCUUCAUUUACGCCGCCAGUAACAGGCAGUACCGAUCUGCCUACAAAAAGUUACUCGGGAUGGUAAGAUCCAGUGUGGAUUUUUCCGAAUCUAAACAUUCAAACAAUUCGAUGAGAUCCAGACAGGAUAAAAAUCAGAGCGUGAGUUACAGACCCAAAGACAGCAGCAGCAAUGCAGAUGUGUAACAAAAUCAAAUGAAUAUGCCUGAAUAGUUCUUGUUUUAUCGGUGACUGACACGACUUGUGCCAUACAUACAAAUCGUUUAUUUAGUUUUUAAGUGUCCUUACGAAAGAUAUUAGACGAGUUCGAUUUUUUUUUGUAGCGUGCUUAAUUAUUCUAAGUCAAAUAAAUUAGUUUUGAUAAUUUAACAUUCCUGCGUUGACCAAAAAGAAAGAUAAGAAACAUGUAUAAUCAAGACUGAAUUAAUAAUAGUGAAAUGUUUGCCAAAAAAGUAGAUACACAUCUCUACUAACUAAACCAAAAAACAUUAAGAUGAUGCUUACUAUAUUAUGCCAAAUAUUAUUCGUAUUCUUGUACAUAUUUUUUUUAUAUCUGAAUUAAAAAAAAACAAUUAAUA
This is a messenger RNA of Sitophilus oryzae (rice weevil), 1603 nucleotides long. RefSeq names its product protein trapped in endoderm-1 (gene Tre1). Gene Ontology annotation, cellular component: membrane. Gene Ontology annotation, biological process: G protein-coupled receptor signaling pathway. The transcript has 5 exons. Gene Ontology annotation, molecular function: G protein-coupled receptor activity. The coding region runs from base 180 to 1211 and encodes 343 amino acids. NCBI's taxonomy places the organism in Eukaryota, Metazoa, Arthropoda, Insecta, Coleoptera, Curculionidae. The record is from RefSeq and is a predicted model, not a curated record.